AGCAUCGGAGGCGUACACGUCAACCUGCGCUCUCAGCUGCCACUGCCGGGCCGGACCAAGAUUCUUAUUUUCUUAAAUAACUCGUCAAGUUUAUUUGAAUCACUUCGUACGUAAACUGUGAUAGCUAACACAGAAGAAAAGAGAGAUUAGCAACGUGAACAGCGCACAAAGCAAUUGUGAUUAAUAGCUAGACUUUCGUCUGAGAAGAAAAUCCCAAGACAUCCAUCAACAUGCGUGAGUGCAUCAGCGUCCACAUUGGUCAGGCCGGCGUGCAGAUUGGCAACGCCUGCUGGGAACUGUACUGCUUGGAACACGGAAUCCAGCCCGACGGCCACCUCGCCGAAGAUGUUCCCCAAGAAGAAAAUAUGUACACAACCUUCUUCCAGGAGACAGGAAGGGGCAAGUAUGUUCCACGUGCUAUCUACGUGGAUCUGGAGCCCACUGUUGUUGACGUGGUCAGGACCGGCCCAUACCGCCAGCUGUUCCACCCUGAACAGCUGAUCAAUGGUAAGGAGGACGCAGCCAACAACUACGCUCGUGGCCAUUACACCAUUGGGAAAGAACAAGUGGAUUUAGUAAUGGACAAGCUGCGCAAGAUGGCAGAUGCUUGCUCAGGUCUUCAGGGCUUCCUCGUCUUCCACUCCUUCGGCGGAGGCACUGGAUCUGGCUUCACGUCCCUGCUGAUGGAGAGGCUCUCGGUUGACUACGGGAAGAAGAGCAAACUGCAGUUCACCGUGUACCCCGCCCCCCAGAUCUGCACGGCGGUCGUCGAGCCCUACAACUCCAUCCUGACGACCCACACGACCCUCGAGCACUCCGACUGCGCCUUCAUGGUCGACAACGAAGCCAUCUACGACAUCUGCCGGAGGAACCUGGGCAUCGAGCGCCCCUCCUACGAGAACCUCAACCGCCUCAUCGGCCAGAUCGUGUCGUCCAUCACAGCGUCGCUCAGGUUCGACGGCGCCCUCAACGUCGACUUGACCGAAUUCCAGACCAACCUUGUGCCUUACCCCAGGAUCCACUUCCCUCUCGUCACGUACGCGCCCGUGCUUAGCGUGGAAAAGGCCUACCACGAACAGCUGUCUGUGGCCGAGAUUACAAACGCUUGCUUCGAGCCCAACAACCAGAUGGUGAAGUGUGAUCCACGUCACGGAAAAUACAUGGCGUGUUGCCUGCUGUACCGUGGAGACGUUGUUCCCAAGGAUGUCAACUCUGCCAUUGCUGCCAUCAAGACGAAGAGGCAGAUUCAGUUCGUGGACUGGUGCCCUACUGGCUUCAAGGUGGGCAUCAACUACCAGGCUCCCACGGUGAUCCCCAACGGCGACAUGGCUCCCACUCAGCGCGCCGUCUGCAUGAUCUCCAACACGACCGCCAUCGCCGAGGCCUGGGCCAGACUCAACCACAAGUUCGACCUCAUGUACUCCAAGCGCGCAUUCGUCCACUGGUACGUCGGAGAGGGUAUGGAAGAGGGAGAGUUCGCUGAGGCCCGCGAGGACUUGGCUGCCCUCGAGCACGACUACGAGGAGGUGGCCCAGGAUUCGAACCAGGACGAGGACGAGGACAUCGAGUAUUAAGGAAGAGAAGAGAAGAGGCGGAGCGGCGGGGACUUGAGGCCGUCGUGAAGAGCGAGAUGGAGAGGGAGAGAGAGAGAGAGAAAGAGGGGGAAGAAGAGACCUAAAAAAAAGGAGACAGAUAAAAAAAAAAAAGA
Messenger RNA from Penaeus indicus, 1708 nucleotides. RefSeq names its product tubulin alpha-8 chain-like. Gene Ontology annotation, biological process: mitotic cell cycle; microtubule cytoskeleton organization. Gene Ontology annotation, cellular component: cytoplasm; microtubule. Lineage: Eukaryota; Metazoa; Arthropoda; Malacostraca; Decapoda; Penaeidae. The transcript has 11 exons. Gene Ontology annotation, molecular function: structural constituent of cytoskeleton; GTP binding. The coding region runs from base 231 to 1574 and encodes 447 amino acids. The record is from RefSeq and is a predicted model, not a curated record.